Messenger RNA from Anolis carolinensis (green anole), 3716 nucleotides. RefSeq names its product actin, alpha skeletal muscle B. Bases 545 to 1579 code for a protein of 344 amino acids. The record is from RefSeq and is a predicted model, not a curated record. Lineage: Eukaryota; Metazoa; Chordata; Lepidosauria; Squamata; Anolidae. The transcript has 8 exons.
ACAAGCUAUAUGAUAUAUACUUUAGCCUAUAAUAGUAAGCACAGGACUUUGCUAUGCUAUGGUAAGUAUGUGCUAUAGAUUGCCUGUUUUGGAUUGCCAGGCCAAAAGAACUCAGACAAUUGUCUGACCUUCUUCUUUGAGACUAUGACAUAGAAUAAAAAGGGAGGGGAAAAACCCUCUCUAACAGGCUCUGAGGCAAAUGGGCUAAACUGAGCCAGGCCUCCAGGGGGAUUUUAAGCUCCACCCCUAAAACUAAGUACAAAAUGGAAAAGUCCACCCCAAAGGCAGAACUUAAACCAGGAAAUGAAACAGAGGAGGGAUAAAGCUAAGUGAAGGCAUCACACAUAUAGAAACUCUCAACAUUUGACAAACAAUAGUGCAUUUAAAAAGCAAGGGCAAAUAAUUACAAUAGAUAUUGACUUUUGGUGAGAACUGGAGUGUUUCCAUACAUGGUCUGACUCUGGGGGUUGGUGCUCAUCUCAAUUUCUAAACUGAAGAGCGGGCGUUGUCCAUAGACACCUCCUAGGGUGGCCGGCAUGACUGCAUGGAGCGCCUUUACCUUCCCGCAGAAACGGGGGUCAUGGUAGGCAUGGGUCAAAAAGACAGCUACGUUGGGGAUGAAGCACAGAGUAAAAGAGGAAUUCUGACUCUGAAAUAUCCCAUUGAGCAUGGGAUCAUCACUAACUGGGAUGACAUGGAAAAAAUAUGGCAUCAUUCCUUCUACAAUGAAUUGCGCAUUGCCCCAGAAGAGCAUCCUGUGCUGUUGACAGAAGCUCCCUUAAACCCCAAGGCUAACCGAGAAAAAAUGACUCAGAUCAUGUUUGAAACAUUCAAUGUACCAGCAAUGUAUGUGGCCAUACAGGCAGUUCUCUCUCUGUACGCAUCAGGCCGAACAACUGGUAUAGUUCUAGACUCUGGGGAUGGCGUCACACAUAAUGUACCAAUCUACGAAGGUUAUGCCUUGCCACAUGCUAUCAUGAGACUGGAUCUGGCUGGGAGAGAUCUCACUGACUAUCUCAUGAAAAUUCUUACCGAAAGAGGCUAUUCUUUUGUAACUACUGCUGAGCGUGAGAUUGUGCGGGACAUAAAAGAAAAGCUCUGUUACGUGGCCUUGGACUUUGAGAAUGAAAUGGCUACUGCUGCUUCCUCCUCUUCUUUGGAGAAGAGCUAUGAACUUCCUGAUGGUCAAGUCAUUACUAUCGGCAAUGAACGGUUUCGAUGCCCUGAAACACUCUUCCAGCCUUCUUUCAUAGGAAUGGAGUCUACUGGUGUCCAUGAAGCUACGUAUAACAGCAUCAUGAAAUGUGAUAUUGAUAUCCGCAAGGAUCUCUAUGCUAAUAAUGUGCUCUCUGGAGGAACAACCAUGUACCCUGGCAUUGCUGACCGUAUGCAGAAGGAGAUUACAGCUUUGGCUCCAAGUACUAUGAAGAUUAAGAUUAUUGCACCACCUGAACGUAAAUAUUCAGUUUGGAUUGGGGGCUCCAUACUGGCGUCUCUAUCAACCUUCCAGCAAAUGUGGAUUAGCAAAGAUGAAUAUGAAGAAUCUGGUCCCUCCAUUGUCCACCGCAAAUGUUUUUGAAUAUUUUUGAGAUUUAUUUUAAGAGAUAUCAUAUGGUGUUUUCCUGCAUAAUUUCUUAUUGCAUAGUUGCCUUCACUGCUUUUGCUGAAGACAUAAUAAAAGGUCAUGUGGAUUGAGAAGAUGUCAAUUCUGGAUGCCACCAUUUUGCAUUCCAGUGACAUUGAUAACUUUGAAUUAGCAGCAACUACGUAUAUGUAAGAAUCUAUUGGAGUGAAGAUAUGAUACUUCAUGAUCUGUAACAAAAGGGAGAACCAGUUUAACCCAAAUCAGUCGGCCAUUCAAUCACCAUGGAGCUGAUUUCCCCCUCCCUUUGGGUGCAUCUACAUCAUGGUUCAAUGCAAUGGACUCAUGGGGAGUUUAAAACUUCCAAGGUCUUUAGCCUUCUCUGGCAAAGAGUGUUGGUGCCCUACCAAAUUACAACUCCCAAGUUUUCAUAGCAUUGAUCCAUGGCAGUUAAAGUGGUGUCAAGUAGUGAUCAGUAUCCAAGUGACAAAUAGGGAUCAGUAUCAAAAUUAAAUCUGGUAACGCCAGAUCUAAGUAGGUAGAGUCAAAGGUAUGAUCAUGAUCAGGGGUCCUCAAACAUUUUAAGUAGAGGGCCGGUUCAUGGUCCCUCAAACUGUUGGAGGGUCAGACUAUGAUUAAAUAGUCCAAAAUUAGGAUUGUUGUUGUGUGCUUUCAAGUCGUUUCAGGCUUAGGUCAACCCUAAGUCUAAAGUUUAGGACAGGGGCCAGGUAAAGGACCUUGGAGGGCUGCAUCUGGCCCAGGGGCCUUAGUUUGGGGACCCCUGAUCAUUAUGGUAUGUGCACUUUCUCUCUCUUAUAUUUAGAAAUAUAAAUAAAAAUACAUGCAUUAUACAAAUAUAAAACAAAUAUAAUAUGCACCGGGGUGGCCCUCUCAUGACACUGGGUGAACUCAUGCUUCCUGCGUAGAACAGGACAGGUAGAAAACUGUGUAGGCAUGAUAACAGGAAAUUCCUCUACUGUUACCUCCUCAGCAAGUUGAGGCAUGCGUUGACUCCAUUUGACCAAUUUUCCUACUGUUCAAUGUCACAAAAAACCAUGGUGAGACUUCUCAAAUAAUCACUUGCCCAUGUCUUGACCCAAUGAUUGCUCAGGGUGGAGGGUGGGGUUUGGUCUGGGCAGUUUUCUAGUGUCAUCCAAUGAAGCAUAGAUUUAAACAGAUUAGGCAGGUCCCUCCCUAGAUUCAGUCCAAUAUUCUACUACUGACGCCACAUUGGUUGUCAGCAUGUUACAUUGUAAGGCAAUUUAUCUCAAAAAGGAGUUCUGGCACAGGAGGCAACCAGACAGAAAAUCUAGUCUCAUGAGAGUACAAAAGCAAAGUUUAUUUUCACCAUAGCUAUGAGAAAGGCAAAACAGCUGUACACAUACCAAAAGGUUUGUACUUGCAAAUGGCUGCUGCGAAGUGUGGCGCAGUAAACAAAGAAUAUAUAUCUUGGCUUAUCUAAACUUGACCAAUUAUUGAGGCUCUUCUUCACCUCCACACCUCUUUGGCACAGGUGGUGCCUGUGAUCUCACUUGUUUACUCUGAACUAGCUUCUGUCCAUGGAUCUUACUGGAGAAAGGCACCAACUCAAAGAGAAAGGGAGGGGCACAGGUCCUUUGUUAUUUUGGCUCAUUAUAUUGUCUAUAUAAAAGCUAAUACAAUAUACAGAGGCAAAGCUAUAUAUGCAAAAGUCUACUAUUUUCUGGCUUAUGGUCCCUUUGACAUAAUUGUUUAAUUUCUCUACCUUUUUAGCAGGAAUACAUACCCACACUCCAAGCCCUCUGAGUAAGGCUUUUGUAAUGGACAUUUUCAUAAGUAUCUUGUUAAUCUACUUAACAGGUUCUGCUUUUUUACAUUGAAAAUCAAUACAUGUCUACUCAGAAACAUGUCUCAGUGACUAUUGACAGAUUUACUUCUAGAUAACUGUAUACAGACCUUCAGACUGAAUGCCCUUUCUGGUACUGCCCUAGUUAAGGGAAAAAAUUGUUGCUAAAUAAGUUAUGUUUUUUGAAUAUUUUAUCAUAAUUAUUGGGGGUUUCUUAAGGAGCACACAAUUAGCCAUGUAAUGCUAAUUUGACUUUCAUUAAUUGCAUAGCAACUGGUUGAUCUAUUAAAUAGAUAUAAGCCACCAUAA